This is a messenger RNA of Helicoverpa zea (corn earworm), 2068 nucleotides long. RefSeq lists its product as uncharacterized. The coding region runs from base 60 to 1604 and encodes 514 amino acids. The transcript is spliced from 11 exons. NCBI's taxonomy places the organism in Eukaryota, Metazoa, Arthropoda, Insecta, Lepidoptera, Noctuidae. The record is from RefSeq and is a predicted model, not a curated record.
UACAGGGCUACGGCGCCAGCUACAAAAAGGCGAAAUAGAAUAACAUAGCAAACGUUACUAUGUCUUACUGCUUAAGACUGUUGUUGGUUUUGAUAUUAUGUGUAAAACAAGAGGCGGAGUUAGCUAUAGCGCUCCGAAAGUUCGUCUAUCAGAAGGAUAUGUCGGAGUACUGCCGGAGGCGUGUCAUGCCUUCAGUGUUCCUGGGCAGACAAGUAAUCGAAGCCUAUUCACAAAUACUACACUUUUCUCGAUUGGAACUGCCUUAUAGUUGCUUUGUUAGUAUUAGGACAGAAUCAGGGAGUAAUAUAAUUUUGGUAAUUCAACUCAUGUCCGACCAGAGCUUGAUUGAUUCUUGUCGCGAAAGUAGUAAUCAGCUGCUGGUGUACGAGUUAGGAGAGACAUUCGGUGGGUACUGGGGGGCGUUGCCGGAUAGUGUGAUGAAGAUGGAACCAACCAGUGACGAAAUCCCGUAUACAUUGAAAACCACUCAAACUACUACAACCAAAACUACUACUAAACGCACAACAAAACGGCGGACUUGGUCCACUACCGGGAGUUCUAAGGAUGCGUUGAAGAAAUCUACCAGCCAGCAAGACACCAUAGUCUUUGAGUUUCCCAUACUCAAUGUGUCUGCGACAGUGGUGCCGGGAAGGAUUUCCGUAGAUAGCGAUUUCGAACCCCUGGAAGCUUUUGACGAAGGCGUUCAUGUCAAAACAUGGCCCGGCGUGAGUUACAAGACCAAAAUUCUGCCGCUAGUUCAAUUCUCGUUGGCAGAUGUGGUGAAUGCUCGGCGCACGACGGAGGAAGCAGCCGCUCCUCGGUACGAGGUGGACUUCAAUGCUGACCUGCUGUAUAAAUCAGAUCCUAGCAUGAAAUUUCCGCUACUGCAGUUACCUGUCAAGAGCAAACCACUUAACCACUAUAAAUUCAAUGUUAACAGCAGACUCGAUUUCAAGAAAAACAAGAAUUUGCUACGUGAAAAAGAAGUCAAGAAAUUCUAUGAAACUCCACCGUAUGUCCAAUUUCCAAUGGACUCGCAGGGACCAAGCGACAUUUUCCCUACAUCAAAUGACAUACAGACAAAACAUACUACACAUUCUUGGGACGAAGUGAACGCCAUCUUGAAAAAUCUCAGCAAAACUAAAGACGAUGUUCCAAAUAAGAAAGUUGAUGAAAAUCUGGCGAAUCUACUGCAGGGGCUUGCUAAGAUUGGGCAUAAUGAAAAUGUUAACUUAGUGCCAAAUGCUUCAUGGUACACUCGACGAGUCACCAGUACGCCUCGGCCUGCCACCAUAAUGUACCAAACAGGCUCCAUAACAUGGAGGCAGCCUUCAGCCAGUUACAGGACAAAUUAUUUCGAAGAGAUUGAAGACUCAUCAGCAUUCGAGAGAAUGACGCACGAAGAUAAUAAAUCGAUCACUUUAGACAUGACUACGAGUAUCAAUGAUUAUGUAACUUUACUGCCCCCUGUUUUAGAUGUCGACCAAAUCAUCCUUAACGGUAUUCAUUGUACCAGUAUUGUAUCAUUCUCAAAAAAUGGCGAUGAAAGUCAAAAUCGUCUUAUGCAUGUUUACAGCUACGCAGCAGAGGAAUGCAUAUCGUAACGCAAGUGGCUUCCCAGAAAUAACUUCAGAAGAUAGUGGCAAAAUAAAAACUACAUCUGAAACCAUGAAACCCGUGACUCUAUUGGACCAUGAAUCGUGGGAGAACAUGGUGCACGCUGCUCCUCGUAUGGCUGUGGUGCUGAACUCCGUUACCUCCAGCGAGAGUAACACGAAACACGUAACGAACGUUACACUAUUGGGACCAAAGAAUACAGAGAGGCGUAAGAAGCGGUUCAUUCACGCGAUCCCGAUCGAGCACGCGAAGCCGCGUCGCAUUCCCGUCAAUCACGAGGUGCCCCCGUCCACUGAGCCCGUCGACAGCGUCUCCGACGCCCAGGAGUUUCAACGACUCAUUGAAGUUCAGGACGAUGAGGCGCAAGACCGCGUGGCCCUACGCUACCUGGGACAGUACGUGGGCCCCGCGCUAUUCAAUAUCUGCGACUUCAGCGAGGCUACUGCCAGAC